This is a messenger RNA of Trematomus bernacchii (emerald rockcod), 2026 nucleotides long. Its product is annotated as gastrula zinc finger protein XlCGF7.1-like. The transcript has 4 exons. Gene Ontology annotation, biological process: regulation of transcription by RNA polymerase II; central nervous system development. Gene Ontology annotation, cellular component: nucleus. The record is from RefSeq and is a predicted model, not a curated record. Gene Ontology annotation, molecular function: RNA polymerase II cis-regulatory region sequence-specific DNA binding; DNA-binding transcription factor activity, RNA polymerase II-specific. Bases 329 to 1042 code for a protein of 237 amino acids. Lineage: Eukaryota; Metazoa; Chordata; Actinopteri; Perciformes; Nototheniidae.
CCGGUCCUCAGAAGCUGCACGUUGCUAACAGACGUUGAUGCAGAUUUUAUACCGAAUGUAAUGUGUUUAAGAGACUUUUAAAACACAUACAAAGAGUUAGUUUAUCCUUGGAGGGUGAUUUAUCCGUGCUUUUAUCCGUUACACCGUGUUUUUGUUGCCUCCCGUUCUUUGUUCGUAGCUUUUUAUACCACGUGGCUGAUCGGUAAACAUAAGUAAAGGGAGAUUAGUGUGUUUAACGGCAGUGUUUUAUCAAGGAGAAGAAAGACUGAAGAACCAGGACGAGGAGGAGAGAGAGAGACACAGCCGGAGAAGGAGCACUGAGAGCAGCAUGGAGGAGGACAAAGAGACCCCUGGAGCUCAGAGACACAGCUGGAGAAGGAGCUCUGAGAGAAACACGGAGGAGAACAAAAAGACCCCUGGAGCUCAGAAACCGAAAGGAAGAGAGAGACGUCACAGCUGUCAGCAAUGUGACAAAUCCUUUACAUCAUCUAGAGAUUUAAAGAGCCACCUGCGUAUUCACACUGAAGAAAAACCGUACAGCUGUAAAGAGUGUGGACAAACGUUCACUCAAUCACAUCAUCUCAAAACACAUCAUCGUAUUCACACUGGAGAAAAACCAUACUCGUGUGUAGAGUGUGGGAAAACAUUCACUACAUCAAGUGAUCUCAAAUCACAUCAACGUGUUCAUACUGGAGAAAAACCGUACUCGUGUGAAGAGUGUGGGAAAACAUUCACGACAUCAGGUAAUCUCAAAAAACAUCAACGUGUUCAUACUGGAGAAAAACCGUACUGGUGUGAAGAGUGUGGGAAAACGUUCAAUAGAUCAGAUGCUCUCAAAUCACAUCAACGUAUUCACACUGGAGAGAAACCAUACAGCUGUGAAGAGUGUGGGAAAAUGUUCACUACAUCAGGUAAUCUCAAAAAACAUCAACGUGUUCACACUGGAGAAAAACCAUACAGCUGUGAAGAGUGUGGGAAAAUGUUCACUACAUCAGGUAAUCUCAAAAAACAUCAACGUGUUCACACUGGAGAGAAACCAUAGUGGUCUUAAGAGUGUGGGAAAACGUUUUCUCAAAGUAUUCACCUUAAUGUCCACGAGCGAAUCCAUUCUGCAUAAUUUUGAACAACUAUGAGAUCCAUGCUAGCUGUUUCCUCCUCCCGAUGUCCUGAGAGCUGUAGUUAUAUUUUAAGAGUCUUUCUGAAUUGAAGUCUGACUAACAGACUUCAAUUCACAGUCAGUCUUGUUUGAUGUCCCAGGACAAGCCCUGAGGUCCUCCUCAGCUUUUUAAAUAUCCCUAAAUUCCCCAAAAUAAAAUGGGUGAGGCUUUUCUCCACUACGCUCCCAAACUGUGGAACACCAGGAAAUAUCAGAGAGGCUCAGUGGACAUUUUUAAAUGCCAGCUAAAGACACAUCUCUUUAGAUUAGCAACCCCCCACUUUAAAUGGUGUUUUAGUCUUUAUUAUUUACCUACUUUUAUAUUGUUUUAUUUAUGAUAUAGGAAGGGUUUUAUCUUAUAUUAGUUAUUUAACAGUUUCAAUAACAACAUUUAUUUUAACGUUGGUUUCUUUAUAUUUUAAUCGUUUAACCUUUAUUAGAAUUAUGACGUUUUUAUUACUCUACAUUAUUAGUUUUUAUUUCUGUUGUACCUAUAUGUUCACUUUACUUUAUAGGGUUUUAUAUUGUUGAAUCUAUUCACCUGUCUUGUGUCUUAUCUUUCCGAGAUGAAUCAUCAUUUUUUUUACUGUAUUUCAUUUGUUAUUGUCAUACCUUUUACCUCCUUGUGUAUCUUAACCUGUUACAAUGUUAUAUUUUGCUGCACAACAUUUUUUUCCGAGUAGUUUCUCCAAUAAUCUGUUUGGUUAAUAAAAUGUUGUGACUUUAAACUUCUAUUGGGAUGUUUUUGAUAGUUCCUGUUGAGUUAGCAGUCUGUUCUGGGUUGCAGUCGAAUUGUCCAAAAAUCAGCUCCUAUCGUCUUUUCCUAUCCACUAUUCCCGGGGUUAAUGCCUUUACUUAUGUUUACCGAUC